Pangasianodon hypophthalmus (striped catfish) is the source of this 1850-nucleotide messenger RNA. RefSeq names its product TM2 domain containing 2 (gene tm2d2). The coding region runs from base 112 to 873 and encodes 253 amino acids. The record is from RefSeq and is a predicted model, not a curated record. The transcript is spliced from 4 exons. Lineage: Eukaryota; Metazoa; Chordata; Actinopteri; Siluriformes; Pangasiidae.
GGAGGCGGGACUUGUCGAAAUACGGGUAGCGCUGCUGGGGCUUGCGCGGUUAGCAUGAGAGCUAGCUUGCUGGAAUGACGGAUUUGUAAAGAGAGACACAGAAACUUCGCCAUGUCUCACAUUUCUGUGAAUUAUGUGUUGUUAGGCGGACAGUUUUUCUUGCUCGUCUCGGUGCUGCUUUUGCAAUGCCUGGAAGGGAUUCACUCUGAAAACUCCACCACACCCGGAAGCAGAGAGACAACAACAACAACAACAACAACCACAACAACGACAACAACAACAACAACUACAACAACAACAACAGCUGCAUCUACUACAGUCACCGCUCUGUUCACACAGCCAGCUGAAGAAAAUGUCACAUACAAUAACAUCACGACAGCAGAGCCGUUAAAUCACACGGAGCAGUAUGAAUACAGCCCUCCAUCUCCAGUGGUCCUCUGUCGGUACCUUCCUGAGGAGUUUAUAUACUGCAGGGAUCCUGUCGAUCACGAUGGAAACCUCACAGCCUUCCAGGAGCUGGGACACGGCUGCGUCAAGAUUGGAAAUCAAGGUCAGGUGUACAAAGAUGUGAAUCACACACAAGUGCUGUGCACAGCGUUGGACGGCAUCGAGUGUGCCGGGCCUCGAGAAUUCCUCCGAGGGAACGAACCGUGCAUCAAAUACACGGGUCACUACUUCAUCACCACGCUCCUGUACUCGUUCUUCCUGGGCUGCUUCGGCGUGGACCGCUUCUGUCUGGGCCACACGGGCACCGCCGUCGGGAAGCUCCUCACCCUCGGAGGCCUGGGAAUCUGGUGGUUUGUGGAUCUCAUCCUCCUCAUAACCGGAGGACUGACGCCCAGCGACGGCAGCAACUGGUGCACGUUCUACUGAUCGCAGACGUUUCUACCCGCAAGCGCGCAUCUGUUGAUCCCUUUAUCAUGGUACUGUAUUAAGAACGACAUAUAGGCACGUGUCGUAAAUGCAGCCUAGUUUGUGGCGAUAUUAUAAAAUAUAUAUAUAUAAUAAUUAUUAUUAUAAUAAUUAUUAUAAAUAUAUAAUGUUGGAAUUACUGGCUGCAGUUCUAGAGGAAUAUGACAGAUUCUUUUAAAAUAUUCAUUAAAUGUGCUGAAUGAAAUGUGUAAGAUACUGCUUUGUUUUGUACAGUGUAAAGAUUUGAAGUAGUUUUUUUGUUGUAGAUAAAAUGUCAUUCACUGUGUACAUGUUUGAAUAAAGGCACAAACGUUAGUACAUUACAUAAGUAUUCACCCCUUUGAACUUUCCCACAUUUCCCACAUACUUAUAUAAGUAAAUGGGAUUAUAUGUAAUGAAUCGAAAGGGGGUGAAUACUUAUGCAAGGCACCGAAAAAAAAAAAAAAAGUUCUGUUCCGCAUUUUGACCUUUACAACAAAUUCAUACAUGUUCAAUCAAGACAGUGCAGCUGUUUGGUCCAUUUCAGUGCUUGGCCUUUGUAAAGAAAUCAUCUACUCUUCUUUUUAUUUUCCUUCCACGUACAAUCUGCCGUUGUCACACUUCAUGUGAAUUGUUUGAUAAAAUGCCAAGAUUUGCAUAGUAAAGCUUACAGCGAUGAAAAUGUCAGUCAAAUCCGCUUUUAUCAUAUUGCAGAUCAAGUACCAACAAAGCACUGGAGAUGCAGCGCACGAAAAACAUUCGCUCAUCCUUCCUGAGAAAUACUCAAAACAUGCAAUGAAAAAAAAAAUCACUUCCUUUCAACAAAAACCCUUUGAUUUUAUUUCAAUAUAAUAUAAUGUUAUUUUAAUGGGGAUUUUUUGAAAGCUUUGCACUCCACGUCCCUGCUUUCUAGCAUGUCAAGAGCCCAGUAAUUCAAUAAAUUAUAACUCUUUUGUUUA